Humulus lupulus (European hop) is the source of this 1328-nucleotide messenger RNA. RefSeq lists its product as uncharacterized. Gene Ontology annotation, molecular function: zinc ion binding. The coding region runs from base 120 to 1328 and encodes 402 amino acids. NCBI's taxonomy places the organism in Eukaryota, Viridiplantae, Streptophyta, Magnoliopsida, Rosales, Cannabaceae. The transcript has 3 exons. The record is from RefSeq and is a predicted model, not a curated record.
CUGAGUGGGAAAAACAAGCCAUCUUUUUAUAUAAAUUGUGUUUAUGAUUUGUACAAUCAUUUCCAUUUGUAGGCUCAGUGGUUGAUUAUCAAACUGAUGAUGAAGGCAGAUUCUUGUAUAUGUUCAUGGCAUUUGGAGCUUCCCUUGAAGGAUGGAAGUAUUGUAGGCCAGUCAUAUCAGUUGACGGAACAUUUUUAAUAGCUAAAUUUGCAGGAACAUUGUUCAUGGCAUGUGCCAUGGAUGCCAAUAAUCAUAUAUUCCCAAUAGGUUUUGGCAUCGGAGAUUCUGAGAAUGAUUCUUCUUGGAUUUGGUUUUUCCAAAGAUUAAGAGGUGCAUUAGGAACUCGAGAUAAUUUGGUUAUUGUUUCAGACAGACACAGGAGUAUUGAGAAUGCAAUAUCUACUGUGUAUCCAGAUGCAGAACAUGUCCUAUGCACCUAUCAUUUGUUGAACAACCUAAAAUCUGCAUUGAAGUUCAAGGGCCAUGAUGUGCUAUUUGAGAAUUGUUCAAGAGCUUAUUUAAAGAUUGACUUUGAGUUUUAUAUGCGCCAAAUGGAGUCAAUCAAACCAAGAAUUCGUGAAUAUCUUCUUCAAGUUGGAUAUGAGAAAUGGGCUAGAUCAUAUUCUACUAGAAGAAGAUACACCAUUAUGACCUCAAAUAUAUCUGAAAGCUUAAAUUCUGUUUGGAAAGAAGCUAGAGACUUUCCUGUUGUAGCUUUAUUGGAAAAUUUAAGGCAAAAGGUUCAAAAUUGGUUUGAUACACGUCGUUUGGAAGCAGCAAGCACAUUUACAAGGUUGUCAAAAUGGGCAGAAGACCAGCUUGUUGAGCAAAAUCGUCUAGGUAGAACUAUGGAUGUAUACUCUGUUGGUCAUCAAAUUUACCAAGUUGUUGAUGGUAACUUAGAAUUUGUUGUUGAAAUUCUAAAGCGCAGUUGCACUUGUCGCAAGUGGGACUUAGAUGAAAUCCCUUGCUCGCAUGCAUGUGCUGCCAUAAGAAAAGCAAACUUGUGCCAUUAUACUUAUGUCUCUGACUUUUACAUGAAGGAUGCUUUUGUGAGCACAUAUAAUGGAAUAAUCCAUCCAGUGGGAAGUCAAAAGUUUUGGGAUAUUCCUGAUAUUGUCAAAGAUCAUGUUGUACUGCCACCCAUUGUAAGGAGAAGAGCUGGUAGACCAAAAAAGAAGAGGAUUCCUUCGGCUGGUGAAAAAAGGAGGCAAAUCAAGUGUGGUAGGUGCAAUGAAAAUGGACACAAUCGUAAAAGAUGUAGAAAUGCUAUUCAUGUGAAGAUGAAAUCUAUGAAGAGGCUGAAAUCUUGUGUUCAUCCUCAAUAA